Cucurbitaria berberidis CBS 394.84 is the source of this 3787-nucleotide messenger RNA. RefSeq names its product serine/threonine protein kinase-like protein Kin1. The transcript is spliced from 3 exons. Gene Ontology annotation, cellular component: cytoplasm. NCBI's taxonomy places the organism in Eukaryota, Fungi, Ascomycota, Dothideomycetes, Pleosporales, Cucurbitariaceae. Bases 413 to 3448 code for a protein of 1011 amino acids. Gene Ontology annotation, biological process: microtubule cytoskeleton organization; protein phosphorylation; intracellular signal transduction. Gene Ontology annotation, molecular function: tau-protein kinase activity; protein serine/threonine kinase activity; ATP binding. The record is from RefSeq and is a predicted model, not a curated record.
AAUCCACUCUCUCGGUCGACAUAGUCUUGACGACGCAUGCUCUUCUUCUUGACAUUUGCCCGUCGUCCUGCCGUGACCCCGAUCGCGCGUUUUGCUGGAGAGCUGCCCAGUGGACCUGCAUGAACCCUGACUGCUGCGCUGACCACGACGACGCCGCCGCCUCGUCUCCAGAGGCUGCCAAGUUUCGCGACCGUCGCCCUCCAUCGGGCCCCCCUAACGUCUGCCAGUAACGCAGCCAUCGCCCGACUCCAGAUAUAGCCAGAGCAGAGCACUGCACAGCAAGCAUCUCUUCGCACUGUCUGGGACCGCCUGACUCGCUCGGAUCCACGCUCGCUCGCCGCGCAGUGCGUCAAUCCCCUCGCAGGCCCGCAUCUGCUCCUUGCGUCGCCCACGCCAGCCAACCAACCUCGCCAUGUCCGCCGCAGCCCCAACAUCGCCCGCCGUAGUGCGCACUUCUUCCACGUCGCGCAGGUCUGUCGACAGGCCCCAUCGCUCCCAGAGCACCACCUCACGUCCCAGCGGGCAUGUCCAUAGCCGCAACCAGCAGGGCGGCCUCAACAACGUUGCCAGACGGGAUUGGGAGCAGAGCAACGUCGCCCAAGAGCAGCCAUCUCGACGCAGCGAAGAUCCAAGUCGCACCGAGUCGACCAGAAGAGGGCACUCACGGUAUGCGUCUGACGCGUCUGCUACUUCCGCAAUGCCUAUCAACGGCGUAGCUGCCGACGCGAGGCCGGGGCAGGUCCAGGCCAACACGAAGCGGAGGACCACCAUCACAGCCCCAAGCACAGGAACAUGGGCGCUAGGGAAGACCAUUGGGGCCGGCAGCAUGGGCAAGGUGAAGCUGGCCAAGCACCAAGAGACUGGAGAGCAGGUUGCUGUCAAGAUUGUACCGCGACUGUCCCAGGACCAUCAUCAGAGCGCCGCUGACCGCGAGCGAGCCGACCAUUCAAAGGAGAUACGUACCGCCAGAGAAGCUGCCAUUGUCAGCCUGCUCAACCAUCCCUAUAUAUGCGGCAUGAGAGACGUUGUCCGCACCAACUACCACUGGUACAUGCUGUGCGAGUAUGUCAAUGGCGGACAGAUGCUCGACUACAUCAUCUCCCACGGCCGCUUAAAGGAGAAACAGGCCCGCAAAUUCGCCCGCCAGAUCGCGAGUGCUCUGGACUACUGCCACCGUAACAGCAUCGUCCACCGAGACUUGAAGAUCGAAAACAUCCUCAUCAGCAAAACUGGCGACAUCAAAAUUAUAGACUUUGGCUUGAGCAACUUGUUCUCGCCCCGAAACCAGCUAAAGACAUUCUGUGGAAGUCUCUAUUUUGCUGCUCCUGAGCUACUGCAAGCUAAGCAAUACACUGGCCCCGAGGUCGAUGUCUGGAGUUUUGGCAUAGUCCUCUACGUCUUGGUGUGCGGCAAGGUGCCAUUCGACGAUCAGAGCAUGCCACAGUUACAUGCGAAGAUAAAGAAGGGACAUGUCGACUACCCUCCGUGGCUGUCUGCUGAAUGCCGUAACCUCAUCCAUAGGAUGCUACAGACGGACCCAGCUCAGCGAUUAACCCUUUCCGAAAUUAUGAGCCACCCUUGGCUAACCAAGGGGUUCAACAGCCCUCCCGAAAACUACCUACCCCAUCGCGAACCAGUGCAAUUGCCUCUUGACAAAGAAAUCGUUGAAAAGAUGACAGGGUUCGACUUCGGUACUGCAGAGUAUAUCACAACUCAGUUAACCAACGUGAUUCAAUCAGAGGAAUACCAACGCGCUGUGCGUGCAGCGGCUCGAAGAACCACUGCCCAAACGCCAGAGGCCGAGAAGAAGAGAGGCAUUCUUGACUUUUACAAGAGGCGGACCUCCAUCUCUAGCCGGGAACACUUGACAGCCUCUUCGUCCGAAGAUAUCCAACGGGGGCUGGAUCCUGUCAACGCCUAUAGCCCUCUUCUCUCUGUGUACUUCUUAGUGAAAGAAAAGAUGGACCGUGAGAAGGUAGAGGCUAAUCCAGGGGCUCUUGCUAUGCCUCAGAGUCCAGGCGAAAAGCCUUUGAAGAUGCCCGACCUCCCCGCACCAGAGGCGGCAUAUACCAACACAGCCACUUAUGAAAUGGCAGGCGAGAAACCCACAGGAGGGAGAUCGCGGCCUAGAGCGAGGACCCAUGGCGAGGAUGAGAUUGCUGAUGGACUCAAAAGGGUGGAUCUCAACAAUCCGCCAGGCGGCGUGUCGCCAGCCAUUCUGUCUCCGCCCGUUGAGCAUCCGAAGAAAGAGGGUACAGCUGCGGGUCUUUUGCGGCGUUUCAGUACUAGGAAGUAUCGGAGUCAGGAUAAAGACCGGACAGAGCCUCCACCCACCCCAGCUCUUGCGAUAUCUGGCCCGCACGACUCAGCCACAGCUCCGAGAAAGAGUUUCAGUAUCCGUAGGCCGCGUGAGAGAGACACUGGAUCAUCGUCUCAUCUCCAAUCGAGUAGUGCUAAUCAGCCCGAGCUGCUUUCUCCCCCAGGCUCCGGUAACAUCGCUAGUCGAAAGUUCAAGGCUCUCGGGCGUUCUACAAGCGUCAACUCGGCUGAUCUUCGAAGACGACUCAGUCGACGAGGACGCUCCUCAGAAGAUCCUGGGAACCCUCCCCCAACAAGCGGUUCCGACAGGUCUGAUCUUAGCGCACAUAAAACCCGAUCGACCACCGACGCUGCCUCUGAAGAUCUUUCCGCAAGCUCACGCCCUGUUCAAGCGUCUCGCGCCAAGUCUUUAGGCCAUGCACGCCGGGAGAGCAUACAAGCUCGGAGGUUGAAAAGGGAGCAGGCUAAGGAGGCGAAUGUCCCAGAGGAGACCGAUGCGGAGCUUGCACAGGCACAAGCGGAGGCUAGCCGAAGUCCAGAUGCUGUAAAACCCGUCUUUCUCAAGGGCCUCUUUAGCGUUUCUACCACCAGUACCAGACCAUUGGCAUACAUCCAAGACGACUUGGUUCGAGUGUUAGAUCAACUUGGCGUUGAGUGGACCGAAAUCAAGGGUGGCUUUAGAUGCCGACAUGCACCGAGUAUUGACUUAAAUAAGGUGGUGGACUCACCCGCAUCUCCACCAAGCGGGGGCCAUAGAAGGAGAAUCAGCUUCGGGGGAUUCAUGGGUGGUGACAAAGACCGUGACGAGUUCAGGGACCAGAAUCGCGCCCCUCACACGCCAAAGUCGCGGUCACGACCGUCGGGUGCGGAUCGCAGCUAUCCCAAUACCGAUGAGUCUGAUACAAGUGAGGAGCGAGACGAGCGGCGACCACGGCGAGCAGUACCAGCUGGCGAGACUUCGACACAUGUACAGAGCGAUAUGGGCGGGAGUAUUGUCCUUGUGUUUGAGAUUCUUAUUGUCAAGGUUCCGCUUUUGACGCUACAUGGUAUUCAGUUCAAGAAGGUGGACGGCGGUACAUGGCAGUACAAGAAUAUGGCCCAGACCAUUUUGGCGGAGCUCAACCUGUGAGUGUAUCGGCUGAACAGGCGUUUUGGAAUCCCAGUUGUUUUUGGCAUCAGCGACAUAAAGCCUUGAAGUUUGUUGGUUCGUUUAUCCGGGCUGUACUUGUGCAUGAUGUGGAAAUUUUGUAAAGUGAGGACUUUGGGACACAAUCAAUGCCCACGAAUCUCAUUUGUCGUUCAUAAUACUGUCUUUCGACCCUUGAUUGGAGACGAGAUGGAAAGAUCUUUAGAUCUUAUAGCGCAAAUACUAGAUCUCACAUUUCAAGUUGCGCGUGCGCUACGUCCAUGACCCUGCGUGAGAAUGUGGGCAGUUUAUAUACAAUUAAAGGCUAUUUCACCGCUGUAG